This is a messenger RNA of Macrosiphum euphorbiae (potato aphid), 237 nucleotides long. NCBI's taxonomy places the organism in Eukaryota, Metazoa, Arthropoda, Insecta, Hemiptera, Aphididae. The record is from the annotation of a GenBank genome assembly.
AUGGCUAAUAGUUCUAAAAAAGCUAUUGAACAGUUUUUAGAUGAAAGUUUUGAAGAUGAAUCAGACAUAUCGAAUGUGUAUGAUUCUGAUGCCGACCCGGAAUAUCGACCAGGUGAGAAUAAUACUAAUAUUAAUUUUGCUGGGCCAUCACAAAGCUUAGAAUUAACAAGUGCAGACGAUCCAUCAGCCGAUGAAUCGUUUUCCGAAAGCUCAAGUGAUAGCACCCUAACCUGUUGA